Molecule: messenger RNA, 1664 nt
Organism: Beta vulgaris subsp. vulgaris (sugar beet)
Lineage: Eukaryota; Viridiplantae; Streptophyta; Magnoliopsida; Caryophyllales; Amaranthaceae
Product: enoyl-[acyl-carrier-protein] reductase [NADH] 1, chloroplastic
Exons: 13
Coding region: 279-1454 (391 amino acids)
Biological process (GO): fatty acid biosynthetic process
Molecular function (GO): enoyl-[acyl-carrier-protein] reductase (NADH) activity
Source: RefSeq, a predicted model, not a curated record
UACCAACUAAAAUACCAACUCUUCAUCUAACCCACACCCAUCUUCUUUUAUUUCUCCUUAUUUUCUCUCUCCUCUUCUUCCACUUCGACACAACCUAUGUUUCCCCAUUAAACCCCCUUCAAACUCACUCACUACUGUAACAAAAACAACAAACACUCUCUCAACUAAUUGACACAAAUAACUUCGAUUUCAUCGAAAACCCCAAUUCUUCAUUUUCUCUCUCCUCCACAUUGGCUCCCAGAUUAGUAUUUGGUAUAAUUAGAAUAAUUGGAUUGAAAAUGGCGGUUUCAACAGCAUCAGGGUUACAAAUGGCGGCAGUAAAGCCGUGUGUUUUUGCGCAACGCCAAGUUAUGAAGGCUGGUGCUGCAUUUUUUAGUGCUGAUUUGAAACAGGCUUCAUUUGCUAAGCUUAGUAGUGCUUGUCAUAUAUCAUCUUUAAAGCCCUUUCAGCGCAAUUUCUCGGCUGCGUCGUCGAAAUCGAACUCGAGUUUGAUUAAGGCAAUGGCGGAAUCUAGUGAUAAGCCUGUUGGAGGAUUGCCUAUUAACUUAAAAGGUAAAAGGGCAUUUAUUGCCGGCGUAGCUGAUGAUAAUGGAUAUGGUUGGGCAAUUGCAAAAUCCCUAGCUGCUGCUGGUGCUGAGAUUCUUGUUGGCACUUGGGUCCCUGCACUGAAUAUUUUUGAAACAAGUCUAAGACGUGGGAAGUUUGAUGAAUCACGGGUGUUGCCUGAUGGUUCCUUGAUGGAGAUCACCAAAGUAUAUCCUCUAGAUGCAGUCUUUGAUACUCUUGAAGAUGUUCCUGAAGAGAUAAAAACCAACAAGCGUUAUGCAGGGUCUAGCAAUUGGACUGUCAAGGAAGUUGUUGAAUCAGUUAAACAGGAUUUUGGUAGCAUUGACAUCCUUGUGCAUUCACUAGCCAAUGGACCUGAGGUCACCAAACCUCUUUUAGAAACAUCAAGGAACGGGUACCUAGCGGCUAUAUCUGCUUCAAGCUACUCUUAUGUUUCAUUGCUGAAACAUUUCCUUCCUAUAAUGAACCCAGGUGGUUCUUCAUUGUCACUCACCUACAUUGCUUCUGAGAGGAUUAUUCCUGGUUAUGGUGGAGGCAUGAGUUCUGCAAAAGCUGCAUUAGAGAGUGAUACAAAGGUAAUGGCUUUUGAAGCGGGUAGGAAACGCAGGAUUAGAGUGAACACAAUAUCAGCUGGCCCACUUCGGAGUCGUGCUGCAAAGGCUAUUGGAUUUAUUGAUAUGAUGAUUGACUAUUCUAUAGCAAAUGCUCCAUUGCAAAAAGAACUAUCUGCAGAGGAAGUUGGAAACGCGGCUGCUUUCUUAGCGUCACCUUUGGCAUCUGCUAUAACAGGUGCUGUAAUUUACGUCGACAAUGGUCUGAAUGCCAUGGGAGUAGGUGUAGAUAGUCCUAUUUUUGAGAAUCUUGACAUUCCUAAAGACCAGCUCUAAAUUUCUUAGCAUCACCUUCGUGUUAUGAUCUUCAUUUGUUAGUUCUUGUGUUGAGGAUGGGUACUUGGGAGUUGAGAGUAGGAAGCUUAAUGUACUGUAUUGUACUUCAAAUUCGUGUGUUGAGGAUUGGUACUUGGAGUAGGUAAUUUUUAUCAUAGUAUUGUUUUCAGUUGAGAAUAUCUCACAUAAUCACAUUAUAUUGCUCUCCCA